This is a messenger RNA of Oldenlandia corymbosa var. corymbosa, 893 nucleotides long. Lineage: Eukaryota; Viridiplantae; Streptophyta; Magnoliopsida; Gentianales; Rubiaceae. The record is from the annotation of a GenBank genome assembly.
CUCAAUUUCCUCGUACAAACAAUAUUCUCCCAUACAAUUGUUUUUACCCCCCUUUGUCCAAAUACUUGUAUCGAGUCAGAAAAUCUCUUUUUAAUUUCCUCCCUUUGAUCUUAUCCAUUUAUCAUCAUGCAGUAUCAUUAUCAGUCGGCGGAUCAGGCAUGGGGUUACAGCAACUAUGUUGCGGCGAAGCAUCAGCAGGCGGUGGACCCGCUGGAGAGGGUGGUGAGGCUGGCGUCCGGGAGUGCGGUGGUGAUCUUCAGCUUGAGCUCUUGCUGCAUGUGCCACGCUGUCAAGCGGCUCUUCUGUGGGAUGGGUGUUAACCCGACCGUUUACGAGUUGGAUCAGGACCCGAGAGGCAAGGAGAUUGAAAGGGCUCUCAUGAGGCUUCUGGGGAAUGCUCCCGCCGUUCCGGUGGUUUUCAUCGGCGGCAAGCUUGUCGGGGCAAUGGACCGGGUCAUGGCUUCUCAUAUUAAUGGGACUUUGGUUCCUUUGCUCAAAGAAGCCGGUGCUCUUUGGCUUUGACUUCAUUUAAGAAGUCAAUCCAACAAAAAUUACAACAACAAUUGAUCAGAAUUAGUGACUUGAAAUAUAUAAUUAAUAUAGAUGGUUGGUUCGUAGUAUCAUAAUUUAAGAGGGUUGUUAAUCAUAUUUUAGCAAAAAAAAAAAAAAAAUGAAAAGGGUUUCAAAAAAGGCUGAUUGCAGGGAUGAAUGUAAUGUGUGAUUCGUUUGUUUUAGUUUGUUACGAAUCGAUCAAUUCAAUCCCAUUUUGGAAUUAUAUUGUGAUCAGCCUGCGUGGGGGGGUUUUCUUUUUCUUUUUUCUGUGGUUGUUUUUUUUUUUUUCUCCAUUUCAGAAGGAGAUUUUUAGUUCUGUGUGGAGUUUGUGUGAGAGGGUG